Molecule: messenger RNA, 619 nt
Organism: Oncorhynchus masou masou (cherry salmon)
Lineage: Eukaryota; Metazoa; Chordata; Actinopteri; Salmoniformes; Salmonidae
Product: serine/threonine-protein kinase ULK4-like
Exons: 4
Coding region: 17-481 (154 amino acids)
Source: RefSeq, a predicted model, not a curated record
GCUGGUUGUGAACCACAUGGUGUGUAAGAUGGUGGAGAACGUGUGUACCCCGGCGUCUCACUACGCCCAGGGCUUCAUCACCGGGGAGAUAGGCCCCAUGCUCUGGUACCUGUUCACACACUCCAGCGUCGACUCACUACGCGUCAGCGCCAUCUCAGCCCUGUGCAGAAUCACCCGCCUCUCAGCCAGUGCCUUCCACAGUGUGAUUGACAAGGUGGGGCUGCCAGCCAUCUUAGCCAGCCUGGUGUCGGGGAUCAGCCGUGUCCAGCAGCACAUACUCACCAUGUUCUCUGCCAUGCUGGCGUCAGGGGCCCACGCCCAGCUACACAGACUAGUCCAGGAGCGGGACUUUGUGGUGAAGAUAAUGCGUUCACUGGAGAGCCCGUCCUCUGUCAUCAGAGCCAAGGCCUUCCUGGUUCUCCUUCAGGUCCUCUGCAGCAACAGGGACAUGCUGCUACUCUGCUGCAACUCUAGGACCUGAGCCCUAGGACCAUGCCCCAGGACUACCUGACAUGAUGACUCCUUGCUGUCCCCAGUCCACCUGGCCGUGCUGCUGCUCCAGUUUCAACUGACCUGAGCCCUAGGACCAUGCCCCAGGACUACUUGACAUGAUGACUCC